AUGUGUUUUUGGUACGACCAGUGGAAAGACAUUGAUUUUGAGCCAAUUACAGACAUUGUGGUUUGUGAUGUUACAAUGCAGGUAUUGCUGGUUGGAGCUCCUAAGUCUGUAUCAAAUAGCAAUGCUACUGGGGGUACAGUGUACAGUUGUAACGUUCUGGGCAGUUCCACCAUAUGUGAUGACUUCUAUGAGAAGUUUUAUGCAGGACCAUUGAAUGUGUUAGGUCGUACUUCAUAUAUAAGAGAAAGCAAUCAGCUAUUUGGUCAGACAUUGCUUGCAUCUAAGGGAAGAGUUGUGGCAUGUGCUCCUCGACUUAAACUUGAUAAUGAAGUGACAUCAGAUAACCGAACAAUUCAAAGUUACUACCCAGGUGGUGUUUGUGUUCUGUACAAUGAGAACAUUGAGGAAGGAACUGAUUUUAUUCCAGUUUCACCUUUGGGAACUGGUGCAUUGACACAGUUUAAUAAAGAGCAUUUUGUUGUGGCUGAAAUGGGAUUCAGUGCUGCUAUAGAGAAUGGAGAAAACCUGCUGAUUGGUUGUCCACUUUGCUAUAAGGAUAUGGGUAAGUUGUUUGGUGCAACGAUGUAA
Messenger RNA from Corticium candelabrum, 588 nucleotides. RefSeq names its product integrin alpha-8-like. NCBI's taxonomy places the organism in Eukaryota, Metazoa, Porifera, Homoscleromorpha, Homosclerophorida, Plakinidae. Gene Ontology annotation, cellular component: integrin complex; external side of plasma membrane. The record is from RefSeq and is a predicted model, not a curated record. The transcript is spliced from 7 exons. Gene Ontology annotation, molecular function: integrin binding. The coding region runs from base 1 to 588 and encodes 195 amino acids. Gene Ontology annotation, biological process: integrin-mediated signaling pathway; cell-matrix adhesion; cell adhesion mediated by integrin.